Messenger RNA from Microtus oregoni (creeping vole), 1356 nucleotides. RefSeq names its product probable G-protein coupled receptor 83. Gene Ontology annotation, molecular function: neuropeptide Y receptor activity. Bases 1 to 1356 code for a protein of 451 amino acids. Gene Ontology annotation, cellular component: membrane. The transcript is spliced from 4 exons. The record is from RefSeq and is a predicted model, not a curated record. Gene Ontology annotation, biological process: neuropeptide signaling pathway. Lineage: Eukaryota; Metazoa; Chordata; Mammalia; Rodentia; Cricetidae.
AUGAACAUUUCUUUGCUGUCACAAAUGGAAAGUAUAAUUGAUUGGUUCCGACCAAAUAUCAGUUGGGUUCCACUGAUCGAGGAUCAAAAUUACAGUUACACAACUCUGGAUAGAACCAACAUAACUGCAGAAUGGGAAUAUCCAACAGAAUCAAUGAAAAAAUGGUUAGGGACCAAUGCCCACAUCAUUGCUAAGGUUGUGCUGAGUAUUGCAUAUGUUAUCACCACAAUUGUAUCUCUCUUUGGCAACUUCCUGGUAUGCCAGGUUUUUCUCAAGCACAAUGAAAUCAAAAAAUCAACGGGCCUUCUCAUCUUCAAUCUGGCAGUAUCUGACAUUACGAUAAUCCUCCUCAACUGUCCAUUUGCAAUGACUCGUUUCCUGGCUGGACAGUGGGUGUUUGGUAGAUACCUGUGUCAUGUCAGUCGUUUCGCUCAGUACUGCUCCCUCCAUGUUUCAACUCUUACGCUUAUUGCUGUUGCCAUGGACCGACACCGGGUAAUUCUGCACCCAAUGAAACCAAGGCUAACAUACUCCCAAAGCUUAAUGGUUGUUGCCGUGAUCUGGAGUAUUGCUAUAUUCCUUGCUCUUCCGCAUGCAAUUUACCAGAAUGUAUUCGUCUUCUUGAAUGAGGAUGGUGUUGCCAUGAGCUACUGCCUCCCUUCCUUUCCUGGACCCAGCCAGCUGGUUUCGAAAUAUGUGGACCUUGGUACAUUUAUCUUGCUGUACGUUCUGCCACUUAUGGUGAUUGUUGUAACCUAUUCUCACCUAGGAAAGAGGCUGUGGCUCCAGAAUGCUGUUGGCGAUGCAUCUGCCCGUCAACUGAUGGCACACUACCAGAAGCGAAAGAAGAGCAUCCGGAUGCUGAUACUUAUUGUGUUGGUCUUUGCAGUUUGUUGGUUUCCACUUAAUUUCUAUGUGGUUCUUAUAUCCAAUGCAGGCGUAGAGAAUGAUAGCGUGCUUUUUUAUGCCUUUCACUGGUUGGCAAUGAGCAGCACCUGCUACAAUCCUUUCAUCUACUGCUGGCUCAACAGGAACUUCCGUGCCAAACUAAGAUCGGUAACAUCUGUAAGAGUGCAAGCACUGUUUUUAUGUAAGAGCUCCCAGGUUCAGAAAAUAAAUGCACCCGAGAGUCAUGAGCUUCAGGAGCUCAAGGCAUCUUCACUGCUACGAGUUCCCCUGGCUGUUCCAGAGGCCCCGGUAGUUGAGGAUCCCAGUUUGGCUACAGGGGAUAAUUCCCAGGGUUCUGUUCAGGGGGAUUCGUCAGAUCCAGAUCCCUCCCUAGAUGAAGAGGUGGCGGCGGGGCCCUCCGCCCAGGAUGCUUACAUUUGCAUUCACGUGCAGACUACCAGUCACUAA